Drosophila novamexicana is the source of this 1415-nucleotide messenger RNA. RefSeq lists its product as uncharacterized. NCBI's taxonomy places the organism in Eukaryota, Metazoa, Arthropoda, Insecta, Diptera, Drosophilidae. Gene Ontology annotation, biological process: septate junction assembly. Bases 804 to 1199 code for a protein of 131 amino acids. The transcript is spliced from 3 exons. The record is from RefSeq and is a predicted model, not a curated record.
AAUAUUUAUUUAUUAGAUCUGAUGCAACACACUCUACCUUAGUAACAGGAAGGCAUAGACCAAUUUGAUAGAUUUUCUAGAAUAUAGCAACACGUAUCAGCUUACAAUCCGUAUAAGAGCUUAAAUAGAUUAAAAGCUAUUGCUCGUGCAGUUCCAUGUUGCGAUUCGAUUCGAAAACUGUUUUGUAAAUCUGGCACAUAGCCGAGAUGUGCCCAAAGGGUUGUGGUUGGGUCAGCUCCAUUAAGAAGAGACCUUCAAUUAUGCAGCAUGGAAUUGUGAACGAAUGAGAAGCACACAGAUUCAUAUACAGUGCCAGUUGCAGCUUAACUCAAUCAGAUUCAGAUUGAGAUUCAGAUUCGGAUUCAGUUAGCGAAUAUUUUUUAGUAUUACUUAAAGUAAAGUGCGCUGUAAUCUGUCAUCUUCGUCUCCGUUUUUCAUCAUUGUCUGAAUUUGUGGUGCGGUUCUGUCUCUGGCUCUGUCAACAUUUUGCUAAAGAACACGGCAGGCGGCAUGCACUUCAAAAUGAAAUGCCUUCCUCCUCCGAUUCUCGAGUGUAAUUAAUUAAUUUCGCGCUCAUUUUGCAAUGCGAGCAUUGUUUGUUGUCGCUGCAACUGCAACUGCAAAACAUAAAUCAUAAUGUGCAAAUUUGCAUAAUGUUCGCUGGGGCCACGAUGCCAGCUCAGUGAUCGUUCUGCAUUGGGCUCGUGGACACGCGUCGUCGCCGGAACAGCCUCCAAGUAACCGAAGGCUCUGAAGGAUAUAUCAAGCAAUUAAAAACGUGUGAUUCGAAUUAUUUUUUGAGAAUGUCUCACGGUGAACGGAAAGCUCGCCUAAAUGUGGUUAAAUUUUUGGAAUUGGCCUUUUCCAUCGCCUGCCUUGUGCUGCAUUUCUACAGUUUCAACGAUCGCGACAUUAUGACGUCAUUCAUGGCAACGGGCACAUUCACCGGCUACAUUAUAGUUGUAAUUGGUGUAUUUGCAGGCGUUCUAAUGCGUGCACCUAUUCAUAAGCGCAUAGACAUCUUCUUCAGUGUCCUCGGCUGCGCCCUAUUUGUGGCCAGCGGCGUCUUCAUAAUAGAGGCCUGGGAGUUCUCGUUUCGUACGCGUACAAGGGAUUUAGCGCUGAUCAAGGCAUCGCUAUCUAUUGUGAAUGGUGUGUUGUUUGGGUUCGAUGCCAUCUUCACAUUUCGGGAUAAGUAAUAUAAUUAUCGAUAAAUCUAUAUAUAUAUUACAUAUAUUAUCGAUAUUCGCCCAAUGACCUUGCAUUUAAAUCUAAAUAAAUAACGUAUACGUACAUACAUAUUUAUGCUUAACAGAUGAACUUGCCAAUUUUCACAACGCAUUACUUUCAUACAUUUUUUAAAUCACAAAUUUAGUUAAAAAAAAAAAAAUAAAUAAAUAAACGAUCAAAAAGAC